This is a messenger RNA of Metarhizium acridum CQMa 102, 564 nucleotides long. Lineage: Eukaryota; Fungi; Ascomycota; Sordariomycetes; Hypocreales; Clavicipitaceae. The record is from RefSeq and is a predicted model, not a curated record.
AUGGAAUCACCGGUUCGUGUUCUUAUCAUCGUGAAACAGAGAAGCGUUCGUCUAUGGCAAGAAGCAUGGGAAGAACCGCAAAAGAUGAUUUCGAAAGUCUUAAUGCAUCUCAAUUAUAAUAGCUUGGUGUCGACGGAUGACAAGUAUAACAGCUCCGACUGCCGGUUUAUUGCGGUAGAGCGCUGGGACUCUGUUGUUUUUAUUGUCUGUGAUCUGUUCAAUAUCAACUAUAACCAUCUUAAUGCGCAUCUAGAUGGCAAGAACGAACUACCAGUUAUUAUAGCUCGUGUUUCUCAAGGCGAACAUGGAUAUAUUAUCAAGACAAGGGAGCCGCAGGAAUCCAAAUUACUAGGCGAUCGGGUCCGGAGUCUUCAUGAUAUGCAUGGCUGGACGGAGGGCGUACCUUACAAGAUCGAUCACGCUAAUGGAGUACACCCUAUCUAUUACAAUCCGCGAUCACUAUUAACAGAUUGUCUCUGGUUCCCCCUAACCCUAUUCACUGCUUGUGUCCGGGGUUGGAAGGCUGUGGACCGCACAAAGUUACCUAAAAAGUUAUUAAUUUAA